GAGCGUGUGCGUACAGGAACAAAAAAACAACAACAUCAAAAUAACAUUUAUCUAUCAAUUGCUAGAGCAAACAAGAAAUAUACAAAGAAAAUCUGCAAAGCAAUGAGCAAAGGGAUCAUAUACGUUGAAAAGGCCGGCCAAGCGCCGGCCCCAAGCAAAGAUUUUCAUCAGAUUGUGGUGAACGAGACAGAGGUGAUUUGGCGAACAUGGCGAAUAGCGGUUCGACGGGAGCAGAGAGCGGUACCACCAAGCACUAAAAAAGUACUGUGGGCAGAGUUUGAUCAAGACGAACUUCUACAGAGCGACAUCCACCGUGUCUUUGGCGAGGAAAUGCUUCGGCUGGUGCAUGGUAUAGCUUGUGGAGACUGGUUGGUGAGAUUACCACCAAAAGUUGUUGUUCGACUUUGCGCGUUUCUUCACCUGAUUGAUGUUGUUCGUCUCAGCACGCUUAAUAGAUACUUGAAUAAUAUUUGCUCAAGUGACGAGGUGUGGACAAGGAUUAUCAAGCAACAAUGUCCUGACAUAACGACCGAGAUGAAAAAUAUGGCCAAAGAUUUGGGAUGGAAGAAGACAUUUUUUGCAAACAAACUCCACCACCAAGUCGCUUCCCGUAAAUUAAGAGAGGAGGCAAAAAAGCACAUUGUCUACUACUAGAACUAGCUUUACGAAGAACACGUUUACAACCUCCUCAACAUAUUUUUAAAACAAAUUGGUAUAUUGUGUAUACAAUGGUUGCAUGUUUUAUCAAGAAUAAAAAAUUUGUUCAGCCCGAAAAAAA
Molecule: messenger RNA, 778 nt
Organism: Nematostella vectensis (starlet sea anemone)
Lineage: Eukaryota; Metazoa; Cnidaria; Anthozoa; Actiniaria; Edwardsiidae
Product: F-box only protein 36-like
Exons: 1
Coding region: 103-654 (183 amino acids)
Molecular function (GO): protein binding
Source: RefSeq, a predicted model, not a curated record